Molecule: messenger RNA, 601 nt
Organism: Amphimedon queenslandica
Lineage: Eukaryota; Metazoa; Porifera; Demospongiae; Haplosclerida; Niphatidae
Exons: 2
Coding region: 16-471 (151 amino acids)
Cellular component (GO): mitochondrion
Source: RefSeq, a predicted model, not a curated record
UCUUACUUUAAUAAAAUGGCCGCUGUCUCUUUGGGUCGUUCUGUCUUCCUAGUCAGGCAUGUUGGAGUCUCUAGUUCCCCCUGGACAAUAAUGAGAACCAGGAAAAUCCACACAGCCUCUUUCAUGCUACAACCUGGAAACAAGGAAAGACGAAAGAAAGCAUACACGUUAGGCGUAACACACAGUUGGCCGUCAAGAGGUUCCAUACAAAAGGACCAAACCCCAUUACUUCAGGACCUUUACAUUCGUAAACUAAUAAUGGGGACUUUCCCUGGAGUCGAUGAAGUCAUAAUACAAAAGAAAGCAAAUAAUAUCACUGUGACGUUUUGGAUCAAUCUCACAGCAUACCGAUCCCAAGCACCCAGCCUGUACUUCCUGUCAGCAUACACUGAGACAAUACUGAGUCAUUGGCUAGCAGUUAAUGUGAGUGUGAUUGUGAAAGGGUAUUUUAAGAAGGCUACAUUUAUUUAAUUAUCAUGUAACAAAAAUUAAUCCUAUAUUUUUCAUUAAUUGUUGCAUCUCAUUAUAAGGAGUUUGUUUGUUUAUGCAUCUAGCAAAUAAGUGUUUUAAAAUUUAAAAUGAAGGAAAACUGAGAUAAAAC